AUGGCUCAAAAUAGCAAGAAAUACGUUGCUGAUGUUCUUAUAUUCGCCAUAUCGCAAGUAGCCUUAUAUUUUGGUAAAGAUGAAUUGAAAUUGAAUGAAUACGAAGAAGUAAUUUUGUCUGAAGUAGUAUUUUCCGAAGACAUAACGGUCACAUUCGACCGUCUUGAUCAAAUAAUAUGGUCACUAAAAGAGAGUGUCAUAUAUCCAUUACGCUAUCCGCAAUUAUUUGCGUCAAAAUCUGGCUUGUUGGGCGUACCCAAGGGUGUUUUAUUCUAUGGACCACCCGGUUGUGGGAAAACCAUGCUGGCAAAGGCAUUAGCCUGUGAAUCAGGCGCGACUUUUAUCAAUCUUCAUGUAUCGACUCUUACUGACAAGUGGUACGGGGAAUCCAAUAAACUUGUUGCUGCGGUUUUCUCAAUAGCGAGAAAGUUGCAACCCUGCAUUAUUUUUAUCGACGAAAUAGAUGCAUUCUUGAAAGAACGAAGAAGUAGUGAUCACGAAGUCACUGGAUUAAUGAAAGCUGAGUUUAUGAGCCUUUGGGAUGGUUUGACAACCGAUGAAAAUACUCAAAUCGUGAUAUUAGGUGCCACCAACAGGCCUACUGAUAUUGACUAUGCGUUUCUUCGUCGUAUGCCCAAAAGAUUUGCUGUUAAAUUACCGAACGAUCAACAGAGAAAGAGUAUUCUCCAACUGGCAAAUCAAAAGCUGGAAGAGAAUUUUGACUAUGACUGGCUGGUCGCUAACACUGUUGACUAUUCAGGAAGCGACUUGAAAGAAGCGUGUCGAAAUGCAGCAAUGAUUCCUAUCCGUGAAUAUAUGCGCGCUAAUGCUUCAGAUGGCAAUUUAACUGACAUAGAUCCAUCGAAAAUGAUCAUACGCCCACUAAGGAUUUCUGAUUUUUUCAUCCCAGAUACGCAAGCAGAAAAUAAUGCCACAACAGGUUCUGCUGUCGAUGAUCCAAUCUGUAGUUUCAACGACGAUGAGGGAUUAGAUUGA
Messenger RNA from Paraglomus occultum, 996 nucleotides. The record is from the annotation of a GenBank genome assembly. NCBI's taxonomy places the organism in Eukaryota, Fungi, Glomeromycota, Glomeromycetes, Paraglomerales, Paraglomeraceae.